Messenger RNA from Halichondria panicea, 744 nucleotides. RefSeq lists its product as uncharacterized. The transcript has 4 exons. NCBI's taxonomy places the organism in Eukaryota, Metazoa, Porifera, Demospongiae, Suberitida, Halichondriidae. Bases 48 to 569 code for a protein of 173 amino acids. The record is from RefSeq and is a predicted model, not a curated record.
GGAGGGGCUGGCUGAUAAUAGGUCAAAGGUUCCUCAUCAUCGACAUUAUGUAUAUGCUCAAGUCAUCUUCUCUGGUUCUUGUUUGCUGUAUUUGUGUGUCUUUGAGCUCGCUGUUGGCUCCAGCAGAGGGUGCUCAAUGCACUGUCCACCCUGACCACAAGUGUCAAGCCACUUGCAAUGGGACAACCUUUGAUAUCAGCAAACUUUUUGAUUAUCCAAUUACUGUGAAGGGCAAGUACGGCGACUACCUGGUAGACCUUUGCAAUGGUGUAAUGUGUCCAGACGCUCUUAAUACAACUGGUGUGGCGAUCUGUCAAAUGGAAAGCCAGUCCUACAAUUGCGGGUUGAUCAAAGAACCUAUCUGGCUCUUUAACUACAACUUUCAGAACACACAGUUCACAGUUCAAUACCCAUGGGGAAUUGAUUGGAGGAUAUCAGAGAUCAUCUUUACUGAGGAUAAGAGUGUGGAGAAAACAACAAUUGAGUUUGUUAAUGAGAAACCAAAUCUGCAAUACAACUUUUUAGUCCGAGGGAAGUGCAUUGGUCAGCCGUACGAUGACUGCAAGUAGUGCUGGACAUAAGCUGGAUUACACCACGAUUAUUAAGUUUAUACUCUUGAGUGUCGACACUACCUUUGUACUGUUUAUAUGCAUGCAAUGAUUUGAUCGGAACAGUCGGUAGUUACACAUAAUUAUUUUGUGAGACCAUCUGCCGCCAUUGAGCCAAAUGUCAUUGUAUACUUUG